This is a messenger RNA of Brugia pahangi, 1095 nucleotides long. Lineage: Eukaryota; Metazoa; Nematoda; Chromadorea; Rhabditida; Onchocercidae. The record is from the annotation of a GenBank genome assembly.
AUGCUACGUCUUAGACGGCAUCUUCUAACGGAAUUAACAUCUUUGUCCUCAGUGAAAAUGUCAUCAAGAUUAAAUUUUGUGGUUGCUGACCACUGCCAAUUAAUUUCACAAAUUAGACAUAUAUCUUUCUUUGGAAGUAGUCCACCAUCUUCUACUCCAUCUUCACCACCCGAAAUAUUGACUACACCUACAGAUACACCGUUGGUUUCUACAGAUGCAACAGAUUUUACACUAAUGGAACAACUGCAACUGGCAUUAGUGAAAGAUUUUCAUUUAUUUGAUUUUCUUGGUGGAAAUUCAUUGGUCAAAGAGUAUGAUCUUUUUUCAUGGUGGAGUCCGGCAUCGUGGUUUCGUUUAGCAUUAGAAUAUGUGCAUUUUAAUAUUGAUUUGCCUUGGUGGUUAACCGUUAUAUGUGCCACAAUAAGUUUGCGGUUACUGAUGAUAUUUGUGCCUAUUGCUUCUCAUCGACUUAUGGCACGAGUGCAGUUGUACAAAAAAGAAAUUGAUGAAUUUAAAGAAAAAAUGGAAAGUGCUCAAAGAAACGGAAAUUUCUUGCAAACAAUGGAAACUCAAAAAGAGCUGAAAGAUUUCUUGAAAACGAAAAAUAUUAAGCUAUAUCGACAGUUUAUAUUUAUGAGUCUCAAUGGCGCUAUCUUCAUGACACAGUUUAUUGCAGUCAAAAAAAUGGCCGAUGUUGCUUUUCCUGGUAUGAGCACCGGUGGUUUGUACUGGUUCAAAGAUUUAACUGUACCGGAUCCCUAUUAUUUGCUACCAUUGGUUUCUGCUAUCACUGUCGCUGCGGUAUUUAAGAUCGGAGCCGAGACUGGUGGAACAAACCAAGGUGUCAGUCCGCAAAUACAGAAAUUACUGACAAGAAUCGGACCGAUUAUGGUUUUUGCAUGUAGUACUAAAGUUUCUUCGGUUAUAGCCUUAUACUGGUGUACAUCAAAUAUGAUCUCAGUAAUGUUUUCUGGAAUAUUCAAGAUUCCAUCAGUUCGUGCUUUCCUAAAAAUACCUCAGUUACCAUCGAAGCAGGUGCAAUUGUAUAAGAAAGCACUUAAUCAAAAUAUAAAUCACGACACUAUGCAAAAGUGA